Fraxinus pennsylvanica is the source of this 1386-nucleotide messenger RNA. NCBI's taxonomy places the organism in Eukaryota, Viridiplantae, Streptophyta, Magnoliopsida, Lamiales, Oleaceae. The record is from the annotation of a GenBank genome assembly.
AUGGAGGCGGAUGACAUUCAAACUCAUGGGUACAAGUAUCCAAGAAUCAGCAAUGGAAAUGUUAGGCUCGAGUUCAGUAAAAUAGGGCAGAAAGGAGAUGACUCGAAGUACGCAGAUGAAGAAGAUGGAGAGCCUACGAGGGGCAGGGCUAACGGAGGCGGCGGAUUUGGUGGCGGUAUCGAUCUUGGAGGUGGCCUUGGUAGGUUUAAUGGCUGGCCUUCAUCACGGAUUGCAAGAGCAUCUGGUGGAAAAGAUAGGCACAGCAAAGUUUUCACCUCAAAGGGGCUAAGAGAUCGACGCGUGAGACUCUCGGUAAACACUGCGAUUCAUUUCUACGAUUUGCAGGACCGUCUUGGCUACGAUCAGCCAAGCAAGGCGGUGGAGUGGCUGCUGAAGGCCGCUGCCAGUUCUAUUACGAAGCUCCCUUCCAUUAGUACUGCAUUUCCAGAUACUCCUAAGCAACUGAGCGACGAGAAGAGGUCUAGCUCCGGCGGUAAUGAUCAACAAGGUUUUGAUUCAGAUGAAGUAGACAUGGACGGUGGAGGAGGUGAUCCUCAACAGACGGCGGCGAUUUUAUCCAAAUCUGGCUCCGGGAAGGGUUCCGGGCUAUCUCUUUCCAGAUCUAAAAACCGGAUCAAAGCCCGGGAGCGUGCAAAGGAAAGAGUUGCAGAGAAAGAGAAGGAGAAAGAGAACGAGUGUCCUCAUGUUGAACAUUUGAACCCUCUUUCCCAUACCACUUCUUUCACUGAACUCUUGAGUGUUGGCAUGAAUAAUGUCAAUAACAACACCAACCUUAAUGCCUCUGUUCACCAAAACACUAAUUCAAAUGAGCCAAUUUUUUUCCAAAAAUCUCCCAGGCAAUGGUCUUCAACCCCGAUGGAUUACUUUAACAGUGGACUAUUAGGGCCACAGACAACUCGUCCGGGGCAAAUUCACUUGGCAAAUCCUCUUUCGCAGCCAGUUUGUUCCCAACUGUUUAGUGUAUCCGGGGACCAUCAGCCGGAGCUCCAGCAUAUCUCGUUUGUCCCGGAACAUUUUGUUUCAGCUGUCACUGCACACAACAACAACAAUAAUAAUCACAAUGGUGCUGAUGAGUACAAUCUGAACUUCAAAAUUUCUUCUUCUGCUGCAUCUUCAAGCCUUGCUGGCUUCAACAGGGGGACCCUUCAGUCCAAUUCUUCCUCGCCGUCUCUUUUGCCUCACCUCCUGAGGUUUCCUCCCUUAGAUGGAUCUCCGAAUUUCUUUAUCGGCACCACUGCCUCACCAGCAUUCCCAGAAGGGAAAAAGAAAGAACUGAGUUCAUUCAACAUCCUUUUCCUCUCCAUCGCAUCUUCAUUCCAGGUAACUGAAGAUGAGAAGUUUCAUACUCUGCUGAGUAAGACUUGA